This is a messenger RNA of Helianthus annuus (common sunflower), 2439 nucleotides long. RefSeq names its product RNA-binding KH domain-containing protein RCF3. Gene Ontology annotation, biological process: regulation of gene expression. Gene Ontology annotation, cellular component: cytoplasm; nucleus. The coding region runs from base 199 to 2202 and encodes 667 amino acids. Gene Ontology annotation, molecular function: mRNA binding. The transcript has 8 exons. The record is from RefSeq and is a predicted model, not a curated record. NCBI's taxonomy places the organism in Eukaryota, Viridiplantae, Streptophyta, Magnoliopsida, Asterales, Asteraceae.
AACUAAUAAUCUAAACCCCCAUUAGAUUCUCAUCAAUCACACUACCUCUUUCUUUCUUUCUUCUUUCUAGGGUUUCAACAUUCAAAAUCUCACUCACUCUCGCUCACUCUCAUCAUCAUCUUCUUCUUCUUCAACCUCUCAAACUCACACCCAAUGCCCUAACCCUAACCCUAACCAAUCACACCUUCUUCUACACCAAUGGACCGAUCAAGAUCCAAACGAUACUACUACGACCACCAAGACUACGACCCAAUCGACACCAUUCGCACCACCAAACCCCGCUACACCACCACCACAAACCACCACUACCCCCGCCGGAACAGCUUCUCCAAUGCUGCGGGACCCCGGAAAGUACAGGACCCAUCAUCUCUCAUGGUAACAACAAGUUACAGGAUCCUAUGCCCCGAUGCGAAAGCCGGAGGUGUAAUCGGCAAGUCUGGAAGCAUAAUCAAGGCCAUUAGACAACACACAGGUGCUUGGAUCAAUGUUCAUGAAUUGGUUCCAGGUGAUGAGGAGAGAAUUAUUGAGGUUUCGGAUACGCGGCGGAGGGAUCCGGAUGGCCGAAUGCCCAACUUUUCGCCUGCGCAAGAGGCCUUGUUGUUGAUACAUGAGAGGAUAUUGAAGAGUGAAGGAGGGGGGUAUAAUUUGGGAUAUGGGGGUGAUGAUGAUGAUGUGUAUGGGGGUAGGGGUGGGGGUGGGGGUGUAGUGAAUAAUAGGUUGGUGUCUAGAUUGGUGGUGUCUAGGUUGCAUGUGGGGAGUUUGCUUGGGAAAGGGGGGAAGAUUAUUGAGCAGAUGAGGAUGGAGACUAAGACUCAUAUUAGGAUAUUGCCGAGAGAUCAUACGAUACCGCGGUGUGUCGACAUGUCGGAGGAGAUUGUUCAGGUUGUUGGUGACAUAAACUCGGUGAAGAACGCAAUGGAUAUUAUAUCUUCACGAUUGAGGGAAAGUCAACAUCGGGACCGCAGUCAUUUAUUCAAUAAGCUACAAUCAUCCGAUAAGUUCUUUCCUCCUGAAGACGACUUCAUGUAUCACCAAAACAAUAUAAUCCAUCGACCAUCAAUGGAUGGGCCUAACUACAGGUCCCGCUUACCUGACGGUUUAAACAAUUCAAGAAGCUUUAAUCAUGGGUCGCGUCCAUCUAGUUAUGAUGAUAUCGGAGCUAGUCCUUUGCCUGACAACGCUCAGUCGUUAUAUGCCGAAGAUCUUGUAUUUAGAAUACUUUGCCCAAGUAACAAGGUUGAUAGCGUUAUUGGGCAAUCGGAUGGCUUUAUGGAACUGCUUCAGAAUGAAAUCGGUGUAGACGUUAGGGUUGCUGAUCGUGUGGCUGGGUCGGAUGAACAAGUAAUCACCGUUUUUUCAGAUGAGGGCCCUGAUGACGAUCUCUUUCCUGCUCAAGAGGCUCUUUUGCAUAUUCAGACUCGAAUUCUGGAUCUCGUUCCCGACAAAGAAAAUAUCGUAACUACUCGGCUUUUACUGUCUGCUGGUGAAGCUGCGUGUUUGGAUGGUAGAGAUGGAUUCUUAGCCGACACCAAGAAAAUGACCGGUGCGGAUAUUCAGAUUCUACCCAGAGAAAAUCUUCCACGGUUUGUAUCAGUUAACGAUGAACUUGUACAGAUUGUUGGAGAGAUUAAGGCUGCUAGAGAAGCACUUGUGGAGGUGACGUUGAGAUUACGAAAUUAUUUAUAUCAAGGGUUUAGUCAAAAGGAUGGUCAACCCAGCCCCUUUCUUGCACCGAGCCCUGUAGGGAGUGCUUCAAAUAUGGAAGCAGCUUCUAGUAAUAUUACAACUUCUCGGGAAACUUACACUGGAAAUGAUAAACCCUCUGCUGCAUCUAAUGAUACCACCGCAGCACCAGCUCCAGCUAAGAAUAACGCUGGAUCUAACAGUGAACCUGUAAAUCUAACUGAAAGUGGGACUCGUGAAGAUGCACCAAGUUCCAUGAACAGGAUCGUCAUGCCAAUGGUUACUAGGAGUACACUUGAAGUUGUCAUACCAGAAUAUGCAGUACCCAAGCUCAUAACAAAAUCUAGAAAUAAGCUUGCUCAGAUUAGCGAACUUUCGGGAGCGAAUGUUCAACUGGUUGAUACAAGCCCAGAAGCAACAGAGCAUGUUAUUAAAAUUUCUGGUACCCGAGAGCAAGCGGAAAGAGCCCAGAGCUUGCUUCAAGGAUUUAUUUUGAGCAUACAAGAUGAUGGCCCUUAGAAUUACCAAAUUAGGCACAUCAGAUAUCCAGUUACAAAAGAGCAGCAUUACCAUUACCAUAGUUGUAAUCUUUAAGUUAUUUUGUAACAUUUCUGGAUGAUUAUGGGAUGGUAUUAGGUGUUUACAUACAUUGUUUGUUGUGUUUAUGCUUUUUAAAAUAGAUUCUUUUUGACACAUAAUAAACCAAUAAAUGGUUUAUAUAGUGAGGGGUGAUUACAUAUACCCUUACAAAGCUCA